This is a messenger RNA of Schistosoma haematobium, 4415 nucleotides long. RefSeq names its product Golgi-associated plant pathoproteinsis- protein 1. The record is from RefSeq and is a predicted model, not a curated record. NCBI's taxonomy places the organism in Eukaryota, Metazoa, Platyhelminthes, Trematoda, Strigeidida, Schistosomatidae. The coding region runs from base 1916 to 3118 and encodes 400 amino acids. The transcript is spliced from 9 exons.
GAAAAUUAUAAACAUCUGGAAUUUCCGGGGGUAUUGUGUUGUGGUUCUUUAUUAUCUCCACUCAUGAACAGACUCGGAACGACCAUUUAACUAAAACUCCUCGUUUUAAAGAAUAGUUAAAAUACAUAGAAUUACAUCGAAAACCCACUAAGACCAGCGGACAUGUGGGAAAGCACAGCGAACUACAUAAGUAGUUAAAUCGAGUAAAGUUAUCUCAUGAAAAACUUUUCUAAAAUAUAAGCUUUCUUAGAAAAAUUAGUUUAGCACUUGUAUCAUUCGGACGUGUAUCCUUACUUGCUUGGCAACCACGAAUUGUAUUUCUCAUUUUCAUACUUACGUUGUGAGUACGACACAAAUGCUAACGAAGAUUAGUGACUUAUUAGCUGAUAGUCAGUUCAGAGACCUUCCAUUGCGUAUAACUAAUUAGGUUUCCAGUGUUCUGUUCCAUUUUGCCUGCGAAGUAUUUUAGUUUGUCCAUUAAGUAUUGUCCGAACUACCUGUCCUGCAUUUUCUGAGUAGUACUUAUACUGUAUUUUCUUCUUCAUUGUGGUUUAUGUGUGCACGAAGUUAAUAAUAAGCAAAAUGGUGACUGAAGUCUAUGUAUUCUCUCUUGGAAGGCUAGUGUAUGUUUCGCUUUCCUGUAUCGAUAUUUUGAAGUGAUAUAAUCUGCUCAUCUGCUGUAUUGUUUGUUUUAGUUACAACUUUAAACAGUAGUGGAUAUCAUCACCUUUCGAAUUUUCGAUAUACCAUUCCUAAUACUCAGCACGCGUUACUUUCGGCUGAAAUUCAGUUGAAAAUUGCUCUUAUUGCUUUAUGUAUAUCUGCAUGACUAUGAGAAGCUUUUGUGGAGUUUGGUGUAUAAAUUGUUCUAGCAUUCAUCAUUGGCUAGAUGUUGAUUUACUGAACAUGUGUACUUAAUCCGUGCCUUUUUUGGAGACAUAGCGGUUUAUAAUUUGUAAGUUCUAGUAACUGAAAUCGUUUAACAUAAGGCUCAAACACCAAAAGCAGGUUUUCACGGGGCUGCGAAUAACAACCCAUAAGGUGCGGUUGUAAACGUCGGUUGUACAUACGAAGAUGAAGCUAAUGAGUAAGGUUAGUAACGGAAAUAGGAACUAGACGACACCACGUUUAACGCUACAAUUAGCAUUCAAAAUGAUUAAAGGUAUGCACACUGUUAUCAAUUCCUGGUGGCUCACUAGGCGACUAAUAGCUUUUUAUUUGUGGAAGUUAAACAUUUAGUUGGGUCAGUAUUUUUUGUUUCGUAGACCUGUAUUCAUUUGUGCAAAGCCUGAUAGACAACUGUUUGAGUCUGAUCCGUCAUGGCCUUUUUGUAUAUUGAGUUCACAUAUAUGUACAUUGUUUUUGAGUUACCAUGAUAAAUAUCACAAUAGGUACAGUUGGGUUGUUUUAAAUGAAGUGUAUUUCACAACGUUCGGAAAAUGACAUUACUGAUGGUGAUGUUUGUUUGUGAAAAACACCUAAUUUUUCACAAUAUAGUGCGAUUAGCAGCAAAACCUCGACCGUAGACUUGGAAUUUACUGCAUUCCAUCAGCACUCCCAAACUGACCGAACUCAAAUAGGAUAGCAAAUAAUAAGUGUUCCACUUCAUUUUCCAUAAUAUCUUCAUCAUGAUAAGCUAGUUUCCUGAUCAAACCGCUUUGGUAGUGUUGGUCACUAGAAAUAAUUUUAUCACUGAAAAGUGACAUGAUCUUGUAGCCUAGCCAUUUAUAAUUUAUGGUCAUUGGGUUUGAUUAAGCAUUGCACUAUCGUAAUUCUUAUUGCCAAGACAUUACUCUGUUAUUCUAAACUGUCUUGGUAAUAUAAGUAAACGAAAGAUAUUAGUAAAGCUAUGUAAAGUGGGUAAUCUUCCAUACGCUCUCUAUAGAUGUGAAUUUAUCUUGAUGUUUCUCUAUAGAUGAGUCUCUUAGAUGACUUUAGAGAAGAUUGUUUCAGAGCACAUAAUGAAAAAAGACUUCUUCAUGGUGUAUGUGCCUUACGACAUAGUCUCGCUUUAGAUAAAACAGCCCAGGAUUGGGCCGAAGCACUAUUGUUGGAAGAUGGGAUAAAAAAUAGUCCACUUUCCAGUCGAGGUGAAGUUGGUGAAAGUAUCAGUGUACGCACAAGCACAGGAACUCAUGUGGAUAUGCAAGGUCAUGAAGUCGUAAAUACGUGGCAUUCAGAUGCCGAAAAUUAUAAUUAUGAAAACGGUAAAGGACCUGCAGGUAACUUUACACAACUGGUAUGGAGUUCAACUCGUGAAGUUGGCUUCGGUAAAGCCUGUGGUCCUGGAAAAUGUGUCGUUGUAGCUCACUAUCGUCCUCCAGGAAAUGUACUAGGUCGUUACCUAGAGAAUGUUUUUCGUCCAAAAGAAUCAGUGGAGGGCGUUAAACAACCAAUACGUAACACGUUUGCUUUAAAUAAUGAUACUCCGAAGACAGUUAUUACUGAAACACUGACAGAAAGUGAUGGGAAACAGUACAAUGUUCGAAGAGAGAUCUCUGAAUUGACUGAUGAUAAAGGAAAGACAAGGCGAUGUGUCAACGAAGUGUAUACAGAUGCCUGUAAAGACCAGAAAAAAGCGGAAUCAAGUAUUUCACCAGACGGCCAUUUAGUUGAUAAUAGUAAGAAACUCCAAGAAUCCAUUCACUCAGUUGUUCAACUUCAUAAUCAGUAUCGUAGUCAACAUGGUUCCAAUCCUCUAGUACUUGAUCAAGAUCUUUCGAAUAUGGCACAACAAUGGGCUGAUCAUUUGCUUCAACAAUCUCAUUUGUCCAAUAGUGGAUAUGUAUAUCGUGGUAUGAAAGUCGGUGAAAAUUUGGGAAGUCGCUGGUCAAAUGGACCAAUGGAACAUAAUUGCAAAGACCUAAUUGAACAUUGGUAUCAAGAAUCGGAAAAAUAUAAGUUUAACUCCGAGCCGGAUAGUAUCCAGGGUAUAGGUAAUUUUACUCAAAUUGUAUGGUCAAGUUCUGAAAGGAUUGGAGUUGGUAUUGCAAGUCAAUCCUACAAAUCAGGAAAGGACUUGCAUAAAGAUUCGAAACUGAUUUUGGUUUGUUUGUAUCAUCCUCCAGGAAAUGUGACAAGUCAAUUUCAAAAUAAUGUUAAAAAAGCUGUCAAGUAAAAUACAGACGCAUAAUUUGAGCAGUUACUGAAACCUUUAAUCAAAUGAACAGAUAUAUCCCAUCGCAUGCUGCUGUUCUCCAAACAACCUUUCUGAAUUAAUAAUUUUAUUUUUAAUUAUCAUGUUUCUUCAAAAGUUAUUUUAUGCACCAUCUAGAUAAUUUUAAUAUUCUUAUUGUUUUGUUCAUUUUAAUCUUACGUUACUUGGAAUGUAUCAAUAUAUUUUAAAGUUGAUUUCGAUUACUCUAAACAUUGAAUACAGGACACAGUAGCUGAGUGGAUAACGCGAUGGCAUUUUAAGCGAACGCUACUGGGUUUGAGUCCAAGAGUGAACAUCAACUCAGAUGCAGGUACACCCAGCUGACGAGUCCAAAAUAGGAAGAGACGUGCGUCAUCCACUCCACUGCUAGUAAAACAUUGAAUAUAAUGUACUCGUAACACAAUAAUUUCUCUUUACAUCGAAAUUUCUAUAUGAUAAGAUUUUAAACUAUCGUUUUCAAUAUAUAAAAACAAUUCACUUGGAUUUACUAACUACCAAUUAUACUUCAUUGGAUUUCGAUUAAAAUAGCUUUAUUCGAAAGCUGUUACAGUCUAAAUAAUCCUUCCUUUUUCUAAAAAAUGAUACCAUUCGUAAAGUGAUUAUCAGAACUAUUUGAAAUACAGGGAAGAGCCAAGUAAUAUUUCGGGUAACGAUGAGCCUAUUUUCGUUAAUAUGAUUAUUUAUAAGUUAAAUAAAGCUAGUGAGCAUCAAAUUAUUACUUUUAUGUUCAUGGUGUUUUCAGUAACUACAAUAAAGACCUACAUAUUUGAAACAUCUCAAAAUAUAGUCAAAACAGAUCCGAAAAAAAUUGGUGGGCUGUCUAAACAGAUGAAAACUUAAGUUUAUGGAACGAACAAUACAAACUUGAUUCUGACUAAUUACUUGCUAGAGUUAUAGAAGUAUAAUGUACAUGUGAAAUAAAAUGCAGAUUUCUUCUAAUAUAUUUCUACCAAACGAAACAACCAAAAAAAUGUCAUAUGGAGGUAAAUCUAGCUUCAUACCAAGCUGCAUUUGCACAAUAUCUCUCUAGGUCAAACUAAUGAGGAAGGUAAUAUAAUAAGUUUUUUGUAUGUGAACCCAAAAGUUUGGUGGUAUAUCAUCUGUGAGGAGUUUUACGAAUUAUAAGUAGUUGCUAAUAUUGGUUCCUCUUGGCCUUAUUUGUUUGCAUUUUAGAAGAGUCAAGUGCCAUCGUGUUUUGUAAUAAUUGCUAUUUGUUGUUUUAAAAGAUCGAACCGAGGAUCUACAAGUUUCGCACAUU